This is a messenger RNA of Fomitiporia mediterranea MF3/22, 767 nucleotides long. RefSeq lists its product as uncharacterized. Bases 23 to 355 code for a protein of 110 amino acids. NCBI's taxonomy places the organism in Eukaryota, Fungi, Basidiomycota, Agaricomycetes, Hymenochaetales, Hymenochaetaceae. The record is from RefSeq and is a predicted model, not a curated record. The transcript has 2 exons.
GCCGGAGCCACGAUGAGCUUAUAUGCAUUCUAUCAUGGGAACACGUGACAUCAUCUCGCGGCGAUUCGGAUCGGGAUGGCUUUCAGCUUCUCUCAAAUCUCCUCCUUUCGCCUGUCCAUUCUGUCAAGGGAUCCAAUCGGGUCUGAUGCUAGUGAAAGUUCUUGUUUCCUUCGUCACUAUCGUCUUACAAAUCACUAUUGUCGAGGUCCGUUGCUCCCACAAAUGCGCACUUUUCCAAACACUUGCGGUAUUUCUUGAACACUCCGAUAAAGCCGCCUCCAUGUACACCAAUAUGACAAGAUCAGGCUUGUGCAGAUAUGUCCUUGGCUUAUCAGUUUAUCUAGGCAGCUCGUGAUGCAUAACUUGAAAUUGCUGCUAUCUUUGGGUCGUUUCACUUUGCCGCCUUAUUACGCGCGCUAAUCUAUAUUAACACAGAGAUCUUGGUGACCUCCAUCCCGGAUAUGUCCUUAUACUGAUGGAGUUUGCUUGUCUGAACUUACUUCUUAUUCAAAUGAGGAGAAAGUUGGCGUUGUUGACAACUUUAAGAGAUCUCAUGCCGAGCAGCAAACGUGCCUAAAACUAUUUACUGCAUCAUGAUCUUGCCGUACUGUCCAUUCAGUCCCACCGCCAACCUUUGAAAUGCCUCAUGAUCAUCAGAGUAGGCGGGAGCAUGUGGACACCAGCGGAGGCUAUAUAGCUUAUUGAAUGUCUACGGACUUCGACUUCUGCGGCGGAUAGAAACGGCUAUUGUGCCCGUUAUACGGCAU